UGGAAGUCCCAGUGCCUCCCUGUUUUCUCUUGCGCUCGAGGAAGAAGGGCCGUGUCAAGCUGUGCCCCCUUGGCUUCACAUCCUUGAGUGUUUGGCUGUCCUAGCUCACCUCUGGCCUACACCAAACACGAUGGGCCACGAAAUACAGGACAAUUUCUCUCAAAUCCCCAAGCCAAUGUUCAACUACCCAUGGCUGGAAUAUCGAAACAGGAACAAAAAAUACAGAAGAGCCAUGGCUCCCAUUCACCUGCCUUUGUCCUGUUACAAGAUGCCAAAGGAAGCAUUCCCCCCAAGUCCAGAGCGCUGGAGGGUGCAUCCAAGCAGGCCAAACUCAACUCCUUGCUUCCGUGAUAAGAACCCUGAUAUCUUCAUACACUGGCGCACCCUGUUUGAUCAACGCAAGGAACGAGAGUCAAAGAAUUUGUUUUGGAAAAGGAGGAAGCUCCCAAGGUACUUCAAAGACAGUGCCCAAAUAAAAAACCUUCGUGUCUCUAUCACCAAGCUGACUUUACAGCCUAAGUUGGUGACAGGACCGUUAGAUCCCACCAAGGACCACCUGAAGUGGCAAAGACUAAAGGAGCUCACAAACAGCCUGAAAUCUCCAAGAGAGGAUGAACAGCGCUAUGCAGCCUAUGCUUUAGGGACCCUGGGCAUCAAUAACAAGUUUGUCUUAGAAGCACUGUGGCAGGUGGCCCGAACUGGUUCAGCAAAAGUGAAGGAUGAGGCCUAUAGAGCCCUGGCCAUCCUAGGUUGCUUGGACAAGGCUGUGAUCCACGCUUUCAUCAAACAGCUGACAGGACAAAAUGAGAGUAAAAAAAGAGAGGCCCUGGUGGGGCUACGAGUCGCUCUGAACUCCUGGGCUGCUGUGCCUAAUAGCAAGAGGCCUGAAAUUGGAAAUGAGGAAAAGCUGGUGCCUGUGCUGCAGAAGCUGAUAGACAAGUCAUGGAAUGAAGUGUCCUUGGAGGCAGCCCUGUGCUUGGGUUUCCUGAGGCCCGGUAACAGCAUGGUCCGAGAGUUCUUGCUGCUAUGUCUGGGCCAAGGGCCCAUGCCUCAGAGGAUGAAGGCACUCAGGAUGCUGGUCAAGAUGAUGAAUGUUCACUCAGCUGCGGUCACCAGGGCCAUUCUGCAACAACUACACUCUGACGUCCUUGACGACCGCUUUGAAGCUACCCAGAUGCUCAAGACCAUUGGGCUGGAAAAGAUCCAGGCACAGGGGCUGGAGGAACUCACAUUUGACCUGCUCAAGAGGAAGAUACACAACGAACCUUUCCUAGCAAUGAGGCAGGCUGUGUCGGAAACAGCAGAAGUUCUCAAGAUGAAGCCUUUAAUAAUGAAACUGAUGGAGGCGCAACUGAUGAGCCCAGAUGCCAGUGACCGCCAGGAAGCAAUCAUCUCUUUGGGUGCCCUGGGGAUCCGUAAUCAGCAGGUGUUCCACUUGCUGCUGGACAUGCUAGAUGCAGAAGAGACCCAGGCUGUGAAGAAGAGUAUACAAGAAACACUACUUGUUUGGGCCUCAAGCCACCCCUGGAUCCAAAAUAAGCUGCAGAAUAAAGUUUUCUUUGUGUAUGACAUACCGAAGGCCUCAAAGGUAGAGCCUACAAGGUUCCGCUGGAAGGAGCCUGAGAGCCUAGAUGACUUAUGUAUCAAAGACUUUCGGAGUGCUAAGCUGAGCCCCUUGUUCAUCGCAAAGACGUGCAACAAGCUAGGCAAAAAGGAAGAGGCGCCUGCUUUUUCAUUCUAUUUCUCCAAACCAAGAAAGCAAAGGCCAGAAGCCACAGGCCCUUGGGAGCCAAAAAUCAGGGAACAACUCCGGAACAUGGUGAGGCCUCAAAAUAAGUUUGUUUUUUGGGCCUAAUUCCUAUUGUCUCCUUCAGGAUGGUUUCCUGAUAACUCUUGUUUUCUCUUCCAUGAAUAAAUACUUGUUGCUUUACCUA
Molecule: messenger RNA, 1934 nt
Organism: Peromyscus eremicus (cactus mouse)
Lineage: Eukaryota; Metazoa; Chordata; Mammalia; Rodentia; Cricetidae
Gene: Heatr9
Product: HEAT repeat containing 9
Exons: 15
Coding region: 131-1855 (574 amino acids)
Source: RefSeq, a predicted model, not a curated record